CAAGUAAGGAGCCUCCCAUAUAAACAGCCAGGUUAGGAGAGCUAACUGUUCCAGUGUCUUAAUGUUAGGUGUCUGGUGGUGUUCUUGCUAUAGAAUGAUGGAUAAGAUUGUGGAUUCUAUCCUUAACUGCAGUCUGGAAUCUGAGGAGGACUAUUACAGUCUCCUAGGCUGUGAUGAGCUGUCAACAGUUGAGCAAAUUCUUGCAGAAUAUAAGGUUCGAGCCCUUGAAUGCCACCCUGACAAGCAACUUGGAAACAAAAAAGCAGUGCAAGAUUUCCAGAAGCUACAACAGGCCAAGGAAACUCUUACUAAUGAGGCUAGUCGAGCUCAGUAUGAUUACUGGAGGCGAAGCAAAAUCAUGAUUCCAUAUUCGCAAUGGGAAGCCCUGCAUGAUUCUCUAAAAAUGUCCAUGCAUUGGGCAGUUAGAGAACAGAAAGAACCAAUGCUGGAGGCUCCUCUAACUAAUCCAAAAAAUGACACAUCUGACUCCAUUUUAUUUAAUUUUGGAGAAAAAGGAAGUGACAUUAUCAAUGAAAGAGACAUGUCAAACGAAACACCAAAAGACAUUGAUUUGCUAUCGCCCAAAAGCCCUGAAGGAAGUAAAGACAUGGCUAAUGGCCUCUUGCGUUUCCGUUGGUCUGCUGAAGCCCCUUCCGAUCUUCUUCGUAAAUUCCGAAAUUAUGAAAUCUAAGUACUAUACAUUUCGACUGUGUUCUCUUCUCUAUUCUUCCUUUUUUUAUUUAAAUCAAUGAUCUUGUGAAUAGCACAUGGUUUGUGUAAAAUAAUACUAUCCUAUGUAUUUUAUUGUUUGUGUAUAUGUGUGUGCAACUAUAGGAUAAUAUAAGCUAAUUUGCUGGGCAUAUAAAUAUAACUUCACUCUGAUACAGUGAAAAGAUAUGUUCAUUUCAUUUACUUCUGUGUGUAAUCAUGAUAUACCUCUAAAAUGUGUAUUGAUCAAUUAAUAUGUAGUAGAGCAUAUUGUGCUUUAAGAGAAAAUGUAUUCUUUAUAGAUUUACAUGUUCAAUUUAAAUGUAGUGCAAUGAUCUGUGUAAGAAUUAAAUUUCAUAUCUUGCAAAUGAUGUUUAUUAGCUCUAACUGGAGAAGACGAUGAAGAUGAAAUGCGGUUUACCAAGACCCAUAAUGGUAGAAAUUUCAAAAAACAGAUGCCUAUGCGACGUUGUCUAGUGAAAGUGCCAAAGAGCUGCUUAACAUUUGGAAAUUGCAAAAAAAAAAAAAUUUCACUCUAUUUAAUAUUUAAUAAUACAAUUGUUUGCUUUAUAAAUAGCUGUUUUGAAU
Pelobates fuscus (common spadefoot toad) is the source of this 1296-nucleotide messenger RNA. It is a transcript of the gene DNAJC12, whose product is annotated as DnaJ heat shock protein family (Hsp40) member C12. The coding region runs from base 62 to 691 and encodes 209 amino acids. The record is from RefSeq and is a predicted model, not a curated record. The transcript is spliced from 5 exons. Lineage: Eukaryota; Metazoa; Chordata; Amphibia; Anura; Pelobatidae. Gene Ontology annotation, cellular component: cytoplasm.